ACCCUGUGACAACAGAUUUUAACUUGACAUUCAUAUGAAGUUAGAAAUUCUAUCAGAUUUAUGAUAAAUAACCUCAAAUGAUCUAUUCAUGACUGUACCUUAUUUCAAAAGUAGCGCCCCACAUGGCCAAUCCCCAUAAUUCAAUGUUUACACCCACCCCUUCGCCACCGCCCCCCUUCACUCUGCACAGGCGCACGAACUUCACAAGGCCGCCAUUUUGUGCGGAGCCUAUUCUGAAAAAGCGGGAGAGGAUUAAAACCCCCGGAGGAGAAGGGCGAAAUUCUCAGCCAUCUCGGUCAGAUUGAAGAACAUACUCUGGGCUUUCUAUCGAAUUCAGCGAGGAAAUAAACGGCGAAGAGCAGGUUGAGUGUCAGGUAACAGUCAGGAGAGUUGAGUCAGAAAUUGAGGAAGCCAAGCAGGUCUAGAAAGAUGAAGUAUUCCUUUCUGGUGCAGGUAUUACCAAUGGACGGAGGACCAACUGACGUUGUGGUUGAGGCCAAGGACAGCAUCACCUAUGAGGGGGAGGAGGUGGUGGCAGACCUGCUCCAGCAAGCAGCAGAGGGGGUGAUGGACGAGCAGCCAGCGGGAGAGGCAUGUCUAGAUCCCCAGCAGCUGGUGGAUGGAGUCAAUGUGGAGAUGAUGGUAAUGGAUUCCCUGGACCCGGCCCUGCUGCAGAUGAAGACUGAGGUGAUGGACGCCCCUGUGGUCACAGCCCACGAGGCCACUGUCACCACUGUGGAUGAGACCCAGAUCAUCACUCUGCAGGUUGUCAAUUUGGAGGAGCAGCAGCUUGGAGGCCUUGGGGAGCUACAGCUAGUCCAGGUGCCUGUCUCUGCUGUGCCCGUAACGCAGGCCACUGUAGAGGAGCUACAGGGAACCUUUGUGGACGCCACGGCCAUGCCCAAAGAUGGAAAUCCUAUGAUCUGCCACACCCUGCCCCUGCCAGAGGGCUUCCAGGUGGUGAAGGUGGGUGCGAAUGGUGAGGUGGAGACAGUGGAGCAGGAUGAGCUCCAGCACCAGGAGGAGCAGCAGGUCCAGCCUGAGGAGGAGGAGGAGGAGCUGCACUGCGAGCCCCAGGCUGAAGACCCACAAUGGACCACGGACCCAGACUACCAGCCCCCAGCCAAGAAGACUGCCAAGAAGGCAAAGAAGAGCAAGCUGCGCUACAACACAGAGGGGGACAAAGACAACAUGGAUGUGUCUGUCUAUGACUUUGAGGAGGAGCAGCAGGAGGGGAUGCUCUCUGAGGUCAACGCGGAGAAGGUGGUGGGCAACAUGAAGCCCCCCAAACCCACCAAGAUCAAGAAGAAGGGUGUGAAGAAAACAUUCCAGUGUGAGCUGUGUAGCUACACCUGUCCCCGCCGCUCCAACCUGGACCGACAUAUGAAGAGCCAUACGGACGAGAGGCCCCACAAGUGCCAUCUGUGUGGAAGGGCCUUCAGGACCGUUACCCUGCUGAGGAACCACCUCAACACACACACAGGUACCAGACCACACAAGUGUCAAGAUUGUGACAUGGCCUUUGUGACCAGCGGAGAGCUGGUCCGACAUCGUCGCUACAAGCACACUCAUGAGAAACCCUUCAAGUGCUCCAUGUGUGACUAUGCCAGUGUGGAGGUGAGCAAGCUGAAGCGGCACAUCCGUUCCCACACCGGGGAGCGUCCGUUCCAGUGCAGUCUGUGCAGCUACGCCAGCAGAGACACCUACAAGCUGAAGAGACACAUGAGGACACACUCGGGAGAGAAGCCAUAUGAAUGCUACAUCUGCCACGCCCGUUUCACCCAGAGUGGAACCAUGAAGAUGCACAUCCUGCAGAAGCACACAGAGAACGUGGCCAAGUUCCACUGCCCCCACUGUGACACAGUUAUCGCCCGCAAGAGUGACCUGGGUGUCCAUCUGCGUAAGCAGCACUCGUUCAUUGAGCAGGGCAGGAAAUGCCGUUACUGUGAUGCUGUGUUCCACGAGCGCUACGCUCUCAUCCAGCACCAGAAGUCCCACAAGAAUGAGAAACGCUUCAAGUGUGACCAGUGUGACUACUGCUGCAGACAAGAGCGCCACAUGCUGAUGCACAGGCGCACGCACACAGGAGAGAAGCCUUACUCCUGUAGCCAGUGCGAGAAGACCUUCCGUCAGAAGCAGCUCCUGGACAUGCACUUCCGGCGCUACCAUGACCCCAACUUUGUGCCGACUGCCUUUGUGUGCACAAAGUGUGGCAAGACCUUCACCCGCAGGAACACCAUGGCCAGACAUGCAGAGAACUGUAACGGGGAUCCUGGUGAAGGAGAGAAUGGAAUCCCACCCAAGAGAGGACGAGGUGGGAGGAAGAGGAAGAUGCGCUCAAGGAAGGACGAUGAUGACGACGACAGUGAGGACAAUGCUGAUCCUGAGCUGGAUGACAUUGAUGAAGAGGAUGAGGAGGCUGAGGCGGCACUGCUGGAGGAUGAAGAAGAGGAGGAGGAGAUGGAGUUGGAGCAGGCUCCACCCACCAAGCCUAUCCCUGCCCCUGUGGAGCCUCCCGUGAAGAGGAAACGCGGUAGACCCCCCAAGAAUGCGCCCAAACCCGCCUCACCUGCCAAAGCUAGCAAGGCUACCCCUAAGGGCAAGGCUGCUGCAGCAGCAGCCAUCAUCCAGGUGGAGGAUGAGAAUACAGGUGCCAUAGAGAACAUCAUAGUGAAGAAUGAGCCAGAGGCUGAGCAGGCUGCCAUAGAGGUGGUGGUUGAGCAGUCAGAGGAGGCAGAGGCAGGGGUGGCGCUGCCUGUAGCAGAGGUUGCGUCCAACGGAGAUCUCACCCCUGAGAUGAUCCUCAGCAUGAUGGACCGGUGAUCUAGCCCACACAGACAGCUCAAGGACUUCCCCCUUCUCUCAACAUUUCCCUUCAAGUCCACCCUCUUCAUAUGAUCUGCCAUAUUACAAACCACUCCGCUUUACUCUUUAUUUUCAUAAUUUGUUUUUAACAAAUCUGUGUUUCUUUUCACUCUCAAACCCACAUCCUUCCAUGCAUUCACUGUAACAGUUUAAGUUCCAAUUGCUUUGGUCUGGGGCGGCAGGUAGCUUAGUGGGUAAGAGCGUUGUGCCAGUAACCGAAAGGUCGCUGGUUCUAAUCCCCGA
This is a messenger RNA of Coregonus clupeaformis (lake whitefish), 3108 nucleotides long. Its product is annotated as transcriptional repressor CTCF-like. The record is from RefSeq and is a predicted model, not a curated record. Gene Ontology annotation, cellular component: nucleus. Gene Ontology annotation, biological process: regulation of transcription by RNA polymerase II. The coding region runs from base 430 to 2823 and encodes 797 amino acids. NCBI's taxonomy places the organism in Eukaryota, Metazoa, Chordata, Actinopteri, Salmoniformes, Salmonidae. The transcript is spliced from 12 exons. Gene Ontology annotation, molecular function: RNA polymerase II transcription regulatory region sequence-specific DNA binding; DNA-binding transcription factor activity, RNA polymerase II-specific.